AUUCAAGGUGGAGACCCAACUGGGACUGGAACAGGAGGGGAAUCGUACUGGGGAAAGCCAUUCAAAGACGAACUGCGGCCCAACUUGUCCCACAAGGGCCGAGGGAUCCUCAGCAUGGCCAACACAGGGCCCAACAGCAACAAAUCUCAAUUUUUCAUUACUUUCCGCUCCUGUGCAUACCUGGAUAAGAAGCACACCAUAUUUGGAAGAGUCGUAGGCGGCUUUGAGACCCUCACCGCGAUGGAGAACGUGGAGAGCGAUCCCAAAACGGACCAUCCGAAGGAAGAAAUAAAAAUCAAGUCCACAACAGUUUUUGUUGAUCCCUACGAAGAGGCAGACGCCCAGAUCACCCAAGAAAGAGAGAAGGCCCAGCAGGAAGAGGAGGCAAUAAAGAGAGAAAGCAAAGAAGUCCGAAAGAAAGAACCUCCCACACCAAAAACUUACCACACAGGAGUUGGGAAAUACAUAAAUAUAGCAGCGGCGAAGCGAGCAGCGGAAGACGGGCCGUCCACCAGCGGGGUCGCCAAGAAGGAGAAGAAAACUGGAGGCUUUGGAGACUUCAGCUCGUGGUAGCCCACGGAGGAGGACUAGCUCCAAACCAUGAUGGAGAAGCUCAGGUUUGUCCCUCCACUGCUAUCCCAAAAAUAUGAGACUCUUGAGCAUAAACUUUCCCUUAAAAAUCUUUCCCCGGCAGCCCUUUGUCAAUUGUGAAGGGCUUGGGCAGGGGUCAGCAACCUUAAACAUUCAAAGAGCCACCAAGGUCCUAAUCAGAAGUCCCUUG
Thamnophis sirtalis is the source of this 781-nucleotide messenger RNA. The record is from RefSeq and is a predicted model, not a curated record. Lineage: Eukaryota; Metazoa; Chordata; Lepidosauria; Squamata; Natricidae.